Messenger RNA from Larimichthys crocea (large yellow croaker), 3058 nucleotides. It is a transcript of the gene lmbrd1, whose product is annotated as LMBR1 domain containing 1. The record is from RefSeq and is a predicted model, not a curated record. Gene Ontology annotation, cellular component: lysosomal membrane. NCBI's taxonomy places the organism in Eukaryota, Metazoa, Chordata, Actinopteri, Sciaenidae. Bases 62 to 1684 code for a protein of 540 amino acids. Gene Ontology annotation, biological process: protein localization to lysosome. The transcript is spliced from 16 exons.
UGCCGCUCCGCACACGUGACGUCAGCGGGAGCACGUGGGUUUGUUAUUGCAGGAAGUGAAGAUGGCGGCUCAGUCGUUGCUCUCCGAGUCUCUGCUCGGAUGGUCUAUUUUCACCUUUAUACUCUUGGUAAUCUUGGCUUUCUGUUGGGUCUACAUUCGGAAAUUUCAAAGCCGUCAGGAGAGUGAAGUUGUUUCAACUAUCACAGCAAUAUGUGCACUGGCCAUUGCUUUGAUAACGUCUGCACUUCUACCAGUGGAUAUAUUCCUUGUUUCAUUCAUGAAGUACCCCAAUGGUACCUAUAAGGAAUGGGCAGCAAACAAUGAGACAAGGGGCCAAAUUGAAGACACUGUGCUGUAUGGAUAUUACACGCUUUACUCCAUCAUACUAUUCUGCGUCUUCCUAUGGAUCCCCUUUGUUUAUUUCUACUAUGAAGAAAAGGAUGACGACAACAUGAACAAAUGCUCGCAAGUGAACAACGCUCUGAAGUACACAAUUGGAUUUGCCAUUGUCUGUGUGGUGCUUCUUUUAAUUGGAGCUUUUGUUCCACUCGAGGCCCCACCUGGUCAGAAUUCCACCCAAUGGGAGAAAGUACAAUACCUCUUUGAGGAGCUUGGGAGUAGUCAUGGUCUACCUGCUCUGUCUUUCUCCAUCAGCUCCUUGACCUUGAUUGGCAUGUUGGCAGUGAUUACUUACACGGCAUACGGUAUGUCUGUCCUGCCUUUGAAUCUGAUAAAAGGCACCCGGAGUGUGGUGUAUGAACGCCUGGAGAACACAGAGGACAUUGAUGAUGUUGAACAUCAGAUAGAGAAGCUGAAAUCCAAGUGUACUGAUGGACGUCCCCUUUCAUCAAGGGAUAGACAAAACCUGCAGGAGCUGGAGGGCAAACUGCAGGUCCUCCGGCGCAGGGGGAGACACCUGGAAAUUGCAGAGAGGAACUGUUGCACUAAAGUGGGAAGUGCUCUCAGGCCUGUCAAAAUAUUGCUGGGCAUUUUCUUUAUCCUGGUUGCACUGCUGUUCACUGUUGCCCUGUUCAUUUCAAAUUUGGAUAAAGCUCUCCACUCUGCUGGCAUCAGCUCUGGGUUCAUAAUUUUUGGCACCAACCUAACCAAUCCUCUGAAUGAACUUCUAUUAGCCUUACAACCUGUUUUUCCAUUGGAUUAUAUCCUGAUCACGGUCAUCACCAUGUACUUUGUAGUCACAUCCAUGGCUGGCAUUCGCAACAUGGGCAUCUGGUUCUUCUGGAUAAGGCUGUACAAAAUAAGACCUAAGAGAACUCGCCCCCAGGCUCUUCUCUUCCUCUGUAUGAUUCUACUCUUGAUUGUCCUUCACACCAGCUACAUGAUCUACAGCCUAGCCCCACAAUAUGUCAUGUAUGGCAGCCAGAAGUAUCUUGUACAGAGUCAGAUGCCCACAGCAGGUCUCACAUCUGGAAAUGCUACUUCUGGCACCACGAGGAUCUGUGAUGCUGACGCGCCUGAGGACCAGUGCACUGUGACAAGAUCCUAUCUUUUCCUCCACAAGUUUUGGUUCUUCAGCACUAUCUACUACUUCGGUAACUGGGCCUUUAUUGGGGCUUUCCUCAUUGGGCUGGUGGUGUCCUGCUGCAGAGGGAAGAAGUCUGUGAUUGAAGGAGAGGUGGAGGCCGAUGACUCAGACUUAAGUGAUGAUGAAUACGUGCACUGAGAAUCAGUAUUCACGGAGGCGGAUUGGUAGAUAUUCCAACUUAAAGGGACUAGAAAGUACAAUUUCAUAAACAAAUAAACGGAUGUCAGUAACUUGUCAUAGUUUAAUUUAUUUCUUUUAAGGAGUUAUUGCAUGUGGAUUCCAGAAUGUUCUGAGUUGACACGUCCCUCCCCUUAAUGAGACCCCUCAGACUGAUUGUUGUGUCUUUCUCAGUCAAUAUUAUUGAUGACUUUGGGGUUCAGGGAGCGUCCUCCAACUCAAUCCUACCUUGAGAAUUCACUUAUCAACAGUUUGAAACUGACAAAUUGGUCAUUUUUCUACUGGAGGAGACACACUUAUUCCGGCAGCAGAGACAGAAUCAUAUGCUGCCCCAGAACUUUAUGUCUAAGCUUUAUUUGCAGACAGAGCUUGGACGUAAACUUACUUUUUAAAUCCUAUAAGCACUUUCUAGACCCUUUAAGUGGUUGUUUGUGACAUUAUCGAUAGCAGGCUUUAAUAUACCUAUAUUAUGAAAACGAUUGAGCCUACACAAACUGCUCUGCUUGCUUGUUUUCUGAAAAGGUAAUUGGUAUAAAAAAAAAUGAUGAUCCAUAAAUGUCGACAGCAGUAACAUUUUCAAAGUUUAUUAGGCUUGUUUUUUUGUUUUUUUUGUCUAAGGUCAAAUAUAGUGCUAGAGGACUUGCUGUUUUCCUUACAUUUAGAUAUUUGCAAUUUCAGGCCAUUAUUAAAUCAAACAUUACUAUACUUGGAUACCUGCACUGUGUGUGCAGAUGUAAAGGACCAAUUAUGGUUGAUGUGGAAGUUUUAGUUACUCUCAGUUUUUAAUCAGAUGGCUUCAACAGGUUUAUUUCCUCUCUGUGCUGGAACGGCAUGACAAAAAAAAAAGAAUAAAUCAAAGAUAUGGAUGUAAUUUUCUUUUAACUAAGGCAUACUGUAUGUUUUGUCAGUGCUCUAGAGUUCAACAGCAGGCUUGUUACAGAGAAAUAUUAAUGGGAAAUAUUAAUUUCCUGUGUUUGAUUUCUUUGAUCUUCCUUCUUUAUUUCUUUCAAAAAAACAAAAACAAAAAAAUAGAAACUGUUGAUUUAAUUAACUGACAGACAUUUCUUGUGUUUUUUAAUUUAGAAACUAAAUGUUUGUGCCUCAUGAAUGUAUAAUACCAUGACGGGCACAAGUACUGUAGAUGCUCCCCUGAAUUAGCCUCAUUGACAGUCAGUGGGACCAACCUCUGGUAAUGUGGUCAGAUAAUUCUGACAGAAGCUGCAUCACAUGUAGUUUUCACCUGUGAUUGGUUGAAAAAGAAUGCAGUUGAAAGUGAAAAGUGUGUUAAUAUUUAAUGAUACCUGUAUUUAAAGAAAUAAAACAAUUUCAAACACA